AUGCACAUCCUGGCAGAGUCGGCACUUGGCUGCUUCCUCCGCGCAGGGUUGGGUCCAGAAAAACUUCAAGACCAACAAGGACAAGGCAAGAACCACAAACUCGCGAUGUUGCAGCUAAUCUGUGUGCUUUUCUUGGCGGCGGAAGUGGCCCCUGCGCCGUCCAAGGUGCGUCAGAACUUCCAUGAUGACAGCGAGGCUGGAAUCAACAAGCAGAUCAACAUGGAACUGUACGCCAGCUAUGUCUACAUGUCAAUGGCGUCGUACUUCGCUCAUGAUGACGUGUCCCUGGAGGGCUUCUCCAGGCUGUUCCGGCGCAUGUCUGAGGAGGAGCGGCAACACGCCAACGUGCUGGUGGACUAUCAGAACAAGCGCGGAGGUCACGUGGUUUACCGGAACGUGCAGCCGCCGCAGCAUCCAACGUUUAGCAGCGGGCUGGACGCCAUGCAGGCGGCUCUGGACCUGGAGAAGCAGAUCAACCAGGCGCUGCUGGAUCUGUACAGGACCGCAGAUCGGCACGGGGAUCCACAGAUGCAAGACUUCCUGAACUAUCACUUCCUGAAGGAGGAGGUGAAGCGCAUCAAGCAGCUGGGUGAUUACGUCGAGAAACUGAAGCGUGUGGGGAGCGGGCUGGGCGAGUACACCUUCGACCGGGACAUCCUGGGUGGGGGGAAGUAGCUGUAUGGUUUUGUGGGGGAGAGGGGGCAGUAACUGCAAAU
Messenger RNA from Branchiostoma belcheri (Belcher's lancelet), 716 nucleotides. Its product is annotated as soma ferritin-like. Lineage: Eukaryota; Metazoa; Chordata; Leptocardii; Amphioxiformes; Branchiostomatidae. Gene Ontology annotation, molecular function: ferrous iron binding; ferric iron binding. Bases 1 to 675 code for a protein of 224 amino acids. The transcript has 6 exons. Gene Ontology annotation, cellular component: cytoplasm. Gene Ontology annotation, biological process: iron ion transport; intracellular iron ion homeostasis. The record is from RefSeq and is a predicted model, not a curated record.